Molecule: messenger RNA, 6492 nt
Organism: Megalobrama amblycephala (Wuchang bream)
Lineage: Eukaryota; Metazoa; Chordata; Actinopteri; Cypriniformes; Xenocyprididae
Gene: ptprz1a
Product: protein tyrosine phosphatase receptor type Z1a
Exons: 31
Coding region: 337-5847 (1836 amino acids)
Biological process (GO): peptidyl-tyrosine dephosphorylation
Molecular function (GO): protein tyrosine phosphatase activity; protein binding
Source: RefSeq, a predicted model, not a curated record
UUCAGUCUUAUUUAUAUGAAUACCUUUAAUAAAACGUUGUAUAUAGAGUCGCUAUAGAAAGUGUUACCAAACUUUUUUGUGUGGUGGUCUGUGGGCGGCGCGCGCACAUCCAGCCGAACUCACGGUGCGCCAGGCGAUGCGUUUCAUCCGGACGCGCGCACAUCGAUACAGCGGAGAGUGGAGUGUAUCUGACCGCUGAAGGGGGCAUCUCCUACCGUUACCCAACCAAUGUGAUACCCUCCGGCUCUUCGGGAGAGGAGUUCCUCUGUCGACGCGGUCGUCUUCACCUUGUUUAGGCUACUCUUUCCAGCAAUAUUUCUCCACAUUCAGAGAAUAAUGGAAGCGCUCGCGACGAGAUGCGCACUCUUUCUUGCGCAGAUCGCACUCUUCAGUAACACAGAUGUAUCAGAAGCAUAUGGAUUCAGAUCACAGAAGAAACUCUCAGAGAACAUAGACUGGUCGUACGCGGGAACUCUAAACCAAAAUAACUGGGCAAAGAAAUACCCAUCAUGCAACAAUGCCAAACAGUCACCAAUAAACAUUGAAGAGAGCCUGACGCAGGUCAAAAUCCAGUUCCAGAAGCUGAGAUUUGAGGGAUGGGCGGAAAAGACAUCAGGCUCCGCUACAAUAAAGAAUGAUGGGAAAACUGUGGCCAUUGAUGUAGGAGGAGAGUUUUAUGUGAGUGGAGGGGGGCUCAGGUCCAAGUUUAAGGUGGGACGCAUCACUUUCCACUGGGGCCUGUGCAAUGCCUCCUCUGACGGUUCGGAGCACGGCCUCAAUGGAGGCAAAUUCCCCCUGGAGAUGCAGAUAUAUUGCUAUGAUCCAGAUGUUUUCAGUGACCUCAAUGAGGCCCUCAGAGACGGAGGAAAGAUCACAGCGUUGGCUGUGCUGUUUGAGACAAGAACUGAUGAUAAUGAAAACUACACGGCCAUCAUUGACGCAGUCAACAUUGUCAGCCGUUAUGGAAAGAGCGGCUCCAUCUCUCCGUUCACCUUGCAGGGUCUCCUGCCCGACUCCACGGAGAAGUACUUCAUCUAUAACGGCUCUCUGACCACCCCUCCCUGCUCUGAGACUGUAGAGUGGAUCGUCUUCAAAAACACAGUGGCCAUCUCAGAUGUUCAGCUGGAGAUGUUCUGUGAGGUGAUGACCAUGCAGCAGGCUGGGUAUGUCAUGCUAAUGGAUUACCUGCAGAAUAACUACAGAGAGCAGCAGGAGCAAUUUAUGGGACAAGUCUUCUCAUCCUACACUGGCAUCGAGGAGGUCCACACUCCUAUUUGCAGUUCAGAGCCGGAGAACGUGCAAGUCAACCCUCACAAUUACACCAGUAUGCUUGUAAUCUGGGAAAGACCGCGUGCUGUUUACGACUCGAGCAUAGAGAGAUACUCCGUCACCUAUCGGCCGGCCCAUGGCGAUGAUGAAUCUGCAAAGGAGUACUUGACUGAUGGAGACCAGGACAUUGGGGCGAUCAUUCAGGACCUGGUGGCCAACACCAGUUACAUGGUGCAGGUUGUUGCCGUGUGCACCAACGGUCUGUAUGGCAGAGUGAGUGACCAGCUGACAGUGGACAUGCCCCUGGAUGAUCCUGAAGCAGACAAUGACUCUGAAUCAUUUGACUAUGAAGAUGAGGAAGACUACAACGUCAACCCCUUUUUGAUUAGACCUGACACAAAUCAGCUUCCAUAUCCUUUCCAAACCACCACAAGCAGCCCCAGAGUUACAACAACAGAGCGCCCGGUCCAUCCAGUCAUUAAGACAACACCAAGGACUCAUGAAAGAAGACUCCCGGUAGAAGACUCCCAGAAGACUCCUGAUCAUUAUAUUCCAGUGAUAUACACAGAUAAACCUACAGUAAAAUACACAGACCAACCUACCACCUCUGCAACCAUAACCACCAUAUUUGUUGUAGAUGCACACACCACAAGGCCAGAUAGUUCUAAUGUUGUAGCAGGUGUAUCCUCAGAGUCUGAUGGUCGAAGCAGCACCUUCACAGACAUUGAAACAAAUGUUACCCCUGAAACAAGUGGAACCCUUGAAACAUUUGUAACAUUAGCUUCGAUAGACAUUUUGGGGGUUGAGGAAGUGACUCGACCUGUAACCGACUCCUAUGGUGAUAGUUCAGUGACUGUAGCCCCAUUGCCUGAAAUCCCAAUGGAAUCAACUUCCUCUACCCUUUCCCCUGAGGUCCCUCUGCGGCCUACAACUGCUAGCUUGCCUUUUCCAACCACUGCCGCUUUCAACACUGUUCUGUCGCAGACCACCCAGCCGGUGUUUAAUGGUGAGAGCACCUCAUAUGCCCCCUCUGUAUCUGACACUUUGUCCUACGUGCAUGCAAGUCCUGUCUCCCCCUACUCCUUAAGCAGUGUGUUGUCUGAGCCCAUCCCUGACUGGGACAUCCCCUACACUGUUUCCAUGCUGGUGUCUGGUGGUGCACAGUCUGUCACCCCUUCCCCUUCCUACCCUACCCUAUUCCUCACUGGCUCUGUGUCUUAUUUUGACAUGGAGCCUGUCUCUAGUGGUGGUUGUAAUGAUGAUGAUGGUGAUGAUGAUGUUUUGUCUGGGUCUAUCUCGACUGACCCCCAGUGUAGGAGUACUCUUCCCCUUCAAAUGUUACCAGAAGCGACUGCUUCUGUUGUCUCCAUGCAGCCAUACUAUGAACAUGACCUUAUACACCCCUCUGAGCACCCGAGUACUGUCUCCGUGCUGAGCACUCUUGCAUAUCUCCAGCCAUCGGUUCCUGUCUCUAGGGACUACUCUCUGAUGAUGACAACCCUUGACUCUGAUGCUUCUCUCUCAGGUAGCAUUGGGGACUCUUGCCUGCCGACAGAGUGGGUAGAUUCUUCUCUAGUAGCUCCUACUUUUAGUCAAGACAGUGUUACAUCUAGUGAAAUCUCUUUGCAUGCCUCUCUAAACAUCCUGCUGCCCUCCUCUACUUUGGGAUUGUUCCCUUGUAGUGGUCUCUCGGGUGACCUAUCUAGUCCUGUAGAUCUAGAUUCAUUUCUGUCCACCUCCAGUGCCGGUACUCCUCUGUGCAGCAACACAGACUUGGACCUCCGUGCCGAGGCUCUUUUGUCUUCUCUUCCCUUUUCCACCAAGCCUUCUAGUGACCUCAGCAUUUCUGUUGCAGCCACCGUCAGCAGCGUUGCACAAAGUGCAACCGGACAGUCCCAGGGAGCACCUACUCCCAUAAGAUCUUCAACCAUUGCGUCAACCUCUACUCCAGUAUUCAGAGCCAUACCUACUCCUGUGGUGACCCCAACCCUUGCGCCAACCUCUGCCCCAGAAUCCAUCUCUGUGGUUGUUCCUGUUGUGCCCCCCACUGUUGCCCUCUCCUCUGCUCCAGAGUCUAGUUCCAUUCCUACACAUUCUGCCGAUGGGCAGCUAGAGAACAGUGCCUCGGGCUGGGCGCUCGAUUUAGAUUGGGGCCAGAGCUCAGCAUCUGGAGAUGAGAGUGUCAUCCCAUAUAUCACCACUGCCUCUCCUACAGAGGUACCUCCUGAUGAGGCAGAUGAUGGGAAUGAGGAGCACUCUUCUUCUUUCUACUUCGAAGGUGAGAACGGGACAGAGAGUGAAGCUACUGACUUUAGGGUCACCCUGCGGCCCAGUCCAUCCUGGACCUUACGAGCAAGUGGGGAAGAGGAGAGCGGAUCAGGUGAAAACCUCACAGAUAAUGAGACGUCUUCAGACUUCAGUAUUCCAGAGCGCACUGAGAGGAAUUCAGAGGAGGAACCAGUGGAAGAUGCCAGUAACAGCAGUCAUGAGUCGCGGGUGGGACUGGUGAGCAGCAUUGAGCGGCACAAGAAGGCUGUGGUUCCUCUGGCUGUGGUCUCCACCCUCACCUUCCUGGGUCUCAUUGUUUUGAUUGGCAUUUUUAUCUACUGGAGGAAAUGUUUUCAGACUGCUCAUUUCUACAUUGAAGACAGUACAUCACCCAGGGUGAUAUCCUCCUCGCCAAUGCUGAGCCCUUCAGGUGAACAUGAACCCCAGUCAGUGAAGCAAUUUGUAAAGCAUGUGACCGAGCUUCACAAGACCAACUCAUUUUCCAGAGAGUUUGAGAUAUUGAAAGAGUAUUUUGAGGAAGUUCAGACGUGCACCGUGGACCUUGGAACAACUACAGACUGUUCCACCCAUCCGGACAAUAAGAACAAGAACCGAUAUGUCAACAUUUUAGCUUAUGACCACAGCAGAGUGCGACUCGCACCCCUGAGCGACAAAGAUGGAAGAAGCGGAGGGGACUAUAUAAACGCCAACUACGUGGAUGGUUUUAACAAACAGAAAGCCUACAUUGCAGCACAAGGGCCCUUGAAGUCCAGCACACCGGAUUUUUGGCGGAUGGUGUGGGAGCAGAAUGUGGGAGUGAUUGUUAUGAUCACAAACCUGGUGGAGAAAGGAAGGAGGAAGUGUGACCAGUACUGGCCUCUGGAGAACCAGGAAGAGUAUGGCUGUUUUUUGGUUACUGUAAAGAGCACCAAAGUCCUCGCAUACUACACCCAGAGAACCUUCACCAUCAGAAAUACCAGCAUAAAGAAGGGUUCUCAGAAAGGUCGUAAUAAUGAGAGGACGGUAAUACACUACCACUACACACAGUGGCCAGACAUGGGCGUACCUGAGUAUGUCCUGCCUGUGCUUUCAUUCGUCUACAAGUCCUCUAGGGCCAAAACAGAUGACAUGGGUCCAGUGAUUGUACACUGCAGUGCUGGUGUGGGCCGAACAGGGACCUACAUAGUGUUGGACAGCAUGUUAAAACAGAUUAAAGAGCAGGGGACAGUCAACAUUAUGGGCUUCCUCAAACACAUUCGUACACAACGGAACUAUCUAGUUCAAACGGAGGAGCAGUACAUCUUUACCCAUGAUGCUCUAGUUGAGGCCAUUUUGAGUCGGGAAACAGAGGUGCCAUCAAGCCAUAUUCAUCAGUAUGUUAACAACCUCCUGACCCCAGGGUCCUCAUGCAAGACAUGCCUGGAAAAGCAGUUUAAAUUGGUGUGCCAGUUGAAUGCCAAACAGAAGGAUUACACCAGUGCCCUGAAUGACUGCAACAGAACGAAGAACAGGAGCUGCUCUCUGAUUCCUGUGGAGAAAUCCAGGGUGUGUUUGUCCAAAUCAGCAGGAGAGACGUCAGACUACAUCAAUGCCUCAUAUGUCAUGGGCUAUCGGCAGAGCAAAGAGUUCAUCAUUACCCAGAAUCCUUUACCCAGCACAGUGAAGGACUUGUGGAGGAUGGUGUGGGAUCACAACGCCCAGGUUAUUGUGUCAUUACCGGAUACGAGUAGCACGACAGAAGACAGCGAGCCAAUCAUAUUCUGGCCCACGAGAGAUCAGCCAAUCAGUUAUGAGAUGUUCUCGGUCUCGUUAAGAGGGGAGGGCCACGUGUGCCUGUCCAAUGAAGACAUGCUGAUAGUGCAGGAUUACAUCUUAGAGGCGACACAGGAUGAUUUUGUUCUAGAAGUGAAGCAUUACCGGACGCCACGCUGGCCCAACCCAGACAGUCCUAUUAGUAACGUCUUUGAGCUGAUCAACAUCAUCCAAAAAGAGUCCGGCUCCAAAGAUGGACCCAUGGUCGUACAUGACGAAUAUGGUGGUGUGACUGCGGGAACGUUCUGUGCGCUGUUCACUCUCCUGCAGCAGCUUGAGGCAGAGAGCGUGGUGGACGUCUACAUGGUGGCCAAAAUGAUCAACCUCGUGAGGCCUGGAGUCUUGACUGACAUUGAUCAGUACCAGUUCCUCUACAAAGCCAUCCUGAGUUUGGUCAGCACCCAAGAAGACGAGCGAGCGCUUCAGUCCUCCGACAACAACGGCACGGUCCCAGGAGGCGUCUCGAGUGCGGCCGAGAGUCUGGAAUCCUUGGUGUAACCAUAGUGAUGAGCCGGCACAGGAAAAAGACUCAUUUUUUCUAUCAAAGAAUGCUCUUGUUUUCCCCCAGUCCAUCUUCUGAACUGAUAGCGCUCUGCUGGAUGCAGCGCCGUCAUUAAAUGUGUGCCUUUGUACACUCCACGUUUUUAUUAAUUGUUUCUCUCUUAAACCGCCACCUUGUGCUAAUGUCUUACGUACUAAUGUUUUCUCAUAGAGUCUCGUAUUUAUUUGCUUAAAAGCUUGUUUAAAGGGAAAAACUUUUUUAUUUUAAUAAGACUGUUUUUUUAUUAGCCUAUCUUUUGUAGUAGAAUUUCAGCCACUGUUUUUCAUACAAAUAUACAAAGAAAGUGGCAAAAUCAGUCAUGGAUAAGGGCAGGAAAUAAUAUUCUAAUGUGUAAAUAAUAUUACAGCAACCACAUCGAUGGACCAAAUUUCUAUUUAUGUCUAGAAUUUUAUAUUUGAGGCACUAGUGCUUUACAAGGCAUGGCUGCGUUUUAAUAAUUUAGUCACAUUUGAAAUGGUGUUUUAAUAUUUCUGAUGCCUCACUGUUUUGUUACUGACGUAAGAUGAAGCAUUGCAUACUGACACUGUUUAGCUGUACAAGAUGUUUUGUCUGUUUGUAGGAUUAAAUGAAACAAGAAAGUA